Molecule: messenger RNA, 945 nt
Organism: Magallana angulata
Lineage: Eukaryota; Metazoa; Mollusca; Bivalvia; Ostreida; Ostreidae
Product: C-C chemokine receptor type 8-like
Exons: 1
Coding region: 1-945 (314 amino acids)
Cellular component (GO): neuron projection; membrane
Molecular function (GO): G protein-coupled receptor activity; peptide binding
Source: RefSeq, a predicted model, not a curated record
AUGUCUUUGAAUACUACUGAAAACAACAGAACACCUCCAAUAAAUGCUUUGGAUAUUAUGGUCGAUGAUGGAACCGACAAUACAACAAGAAAGAUUGAAGUUCUCUAUAAUGAUGACCGAAGCUUUACUCAUUUUCAAUUUCAAUUUUAUCUGAAUGACACGGCAAUUGACGUUGUUGUCAUGUACAUAUGUGUAGUAAUUUUUUUCUUGGGGAUCAUCGGAAAUAUUGUCACCAUGGCUAAAAUCAUAUGUGAUUCCAAAUACCAUACACCGACAUUUGCCGCCAUUGGAUACCUGGCACUACCAGACUUCUUUUCUGUUAUAUCUUACAGUGGUUUUUAUUUCACAAAUGUCUUGUUUAUUCGUAAACUAUCAAAAUAUUUUAUUCUCUUUGAUAACUUGUUAUAUUUUAGUUCUUCUGGUCAUAUGUUACUACUUUCUUUUGUAAGAUAUUUAAUCACUGUUCAUCCAUUACAGAGUAGACAGCAUUUAACAGUACUAGCAGUGUCUUUUUGUUCACUUUCAGUGUGGGUUUUAAGCGCGCUAAAUGUAUGUGUAUUUUAUUACACUUUUAUUUACAUGUCCCUAAAGUUUAAAUUUUGGUUUCAAAUAAGUGUUAAUAUAAUCGUUGUAUUAUUUUUUUGUGCUAUCACAAUUACGUUGCAUGCUCGUAAAAUAAAAAAAAUAAAGAACUCUUUGUCAGUAACAAGACAGUCACAAACCAGAAUGAAUGUAGUUGUCACCGUAAUAGCCAUGAUUUUUGUGCUAUUGCACAUUUUCAUUAUCACAAAAACAGUUUUAGAGAUUUUGUUUAACGUUACAAGAUUUAUUUUUAUAACAUUUCGACAAUGUAUGGUACUGACGGGAUUUUUGAACUAUUCUUGCAACCCGUACAUCUUUUUCAUUUCAUUUACUUUACUUUCGCGUUUCAGAAAAAAAAUCUAA